CUUCGAGCCGUCAUGUCUCUUCUGGGACACCGUAGUAAAUGCAGCCCGGCGGGGAUCAUGUUGAAGGUUACAGGCGGUGCAAUGCCGGGUGCUUUGAGUCUGUUGCCGACCGCCGUCUGUGCUGCUGCUGCUGCUGCUGCCGGUGACGGGGAACAAGAGGCGACCACCUCGUCGAGUCUGGACGAACUGUCCCUGUACACCGCUCCUCAACAGAAGUCUCGGUAUGUGGAGCCCGACGCGGGUCAACUGGAGCAGAGUGUCGCCACCCUCCGGAAGCUGGUGGAGCCGUACACGGAUUGGUGCCAGGGCACCUACGACAAAAUUAAACCCAGGGUUCGAAGUGUCGUGCAGUACGGGAACGACACCUACGCCUACUUGAAGAACCCUCCGAAGGACUUCUACCCCCGGGCAGGAGUCAUCGGCUUCACCGGUGUCCUGGGACUGCUGCUUGCCAGAGGCUCCAGGGUUAAGAGAGUCAUCUACCCGACCGGCCUAAUGACCGUGGGCGCCUCCCUCUACUACCCGGAGCACGCUGCCGCCGUCGCAAAGUCAACCGGGGACUCCGUGUACGACUGCGCCGUGCGGAGUUACGCCGCCGUGGAGAAGAUGCUGAGGCCCCAAAGCAAGGCUGAAAAGGGCCCCGACUCAGAAACUAAACCCUGAAGAUCCCGGUGUGACUCUGCAACCACUCGGCAGUAGGAAAUCGCACAGCAGCCUUUCCCCGAUGCCGUAGUUUGACACGAGCUACGCAGAUCGACGCUAAUCUUGUGAUUUUGUCAUGCCCACUUUUUGCACUAAAGCUUCACAUGCAUCUCAGGCCGGGCAUGGCCGGUUACAAGGGGUUUUCAGCUUGAAUGAUUUACUUCUGCUUCUGAUUUGAAUGUAUAUUUAUGUAGAGAGUUAAUAAAAAUCAACUUGUCCUGCA
This is a messenger RNA of Xiphias gladius (swordfish), 925 nucleotides long. Its product is annotated as MICOS complex subunit MIC26-like. Gene Ontology annotation, cellular component: MICOS complex. The record is from RefSeq and is a predicted model, not a curated record. NCBI's taxonomy places the organism in Eukaryota, Metazoa, Chordata, Actinopteri, Istiophoriformes, Xiphiidae. Gene Ontology annotation, biological process: cristae formation.